This is a messenger RNA of Paramecium sonneborni, 870 nucleotides long. The record is from the annotation of a GenBank genome assembly. Lineage: Eukaryota; Ciliophora; Oligohymenophorea; Peniculida; Parameciidae.
AUGUCUUCUAACAUAUAUUUAACAUAGACUUAAAUUCAUGAUUUGUUUUAGCUUUGUGAAACAAAAAAAACUGAAGUUAAAACAUUAGAAAUACCCUCAUUUGGAGAUGUAAAUUCAAGUCAAUAAUCGCCUGAAUUCCAGUAGGAAGUAAAUGAAUUAUUAUUAUAAUUGAAGGCAUACUAUUUUCUGUCUAGUUGCAAAAAAGAUGAAAAUUACACUACAAAUCCUACAAAUAACACUAAUCGUCACUUAAGUUAAGAUUCUAUUAUAGAGUUGAAAGAUGAUACAGUUAAAAGUAUAUAAUAAUGUAUAUAUAGUUCAGUAUCGAAGUCUGAAUAUGAAAGUUUGAAGAGAGAUGCUUAAAACUAUUAGACUUUGAUGAAAUUGAAUGAUAAAUUGAAGGCUCAUAAAUAACUUAUUAAUCAGGCCAAUUCUUACCGAUGUAUAAUUGGUUGUUAUUAAAAAUUAGCUUAGAUAUAUGUAGAAUAAGAGUGUAAUAAAAAAUUACAGGGACACAUUUAUGAACUAAUUUAGAAUAUUAAAAUGUUGGAAGGCGAGAAUUAAUAGUUUUCGGAAGAUUUAUUAAUACUGAGAUUAUAAAUAUAGGAUUAAUUAAAAAUAAUUCAGCAAGGAAAGAUUGAUAUGGAAAGAUUAAAAAUAUUAAUGAUUGAAAAAGAUGAAAAUUUGAUAAAAUUAUAAGAUAAAUACAAAAAACUUUUGAAUGAGACCUAGAGAACAAAGAAUUCUAAAAGUGCUUAGAGAAGUACAUAUGUUUCUACUCAUACUUCGAGUCCUUUAUUCAAAGGUUUAUCUAGAAUUUGUCUAAAUAAUUACUGUAACACAAGUUUUGUGAGUGAAAAAUAGCGAUGA